Aphanomyces astaci is the source of this 426-nucleotide messenger RNA. RefSeq lists its product as hypothetical. The record is from RefSeq and is a predicted model, not a curated record. Gene Ontology annotation, molecular function: cysteine-type endopeptidase activity. Lineage: Eukaryota; Oomycota; Saprolegniomycetes; Saprolegniales; Verrucalvaceae. The coding region runs from base 1 to 426 and encodes 141 amino acids. Gene Ontology annotation, cellular component: lysosome. The transcript is spliced from 2 exons.
AUGCGCCGCAUCUUGUCCAUCCCCCCAAAUCAACCGCUUCCUCCCGGAGUGAACCAAGUCGCUGUUGUGAACCUCCGCGACAUCAUGGAUUCUGAGCAAGACUAUACGUCUCACGCGAACGCGUCGACGUGCGUGAAGUCCAAGUGCACGGCCGUCACCAAGGUCAUGUCGUACACGGACGUGACGCCGAACGACGAAGACGAGCUCAAGGCGGCGGUGGCACGGCAGGCCGUGUCCGUGGCGAUCGAAGCUGACCAGCCCGAGUUUCAGUUUUACAAGUCGGGCGUGUUCCACAGGAGUUGCGGGACCAAGUUGGACCACGGCGUGCUGGUCGUGGGCUACGGCACGAAGGAUGGCGACAAGUAUUGGAAGGUCAAGAACUCGUGGGGCGAAGAGUGGGGCGCCGCCGGGUUCAUUGGCCCGUGA